AUGUUUUUAUUUCCCCCCUUUUUUUUUCUUUUUGAAUCACUCUUUCUAUCUCUAUCUAUCUCUUUCUAUCUCACAAUCUUUCUUUCUAUCUAUUUAUACUCUCUCUCUCUCUCUCUCUUUCAUUCUUUUCUGCGUUCAGCUGCUUUUCUUCUUUCUCUCUUUCUAUAUCACAAUCUUUCUUUCUAUCUAUUUAUACGCUCUCUCUCUCUCUCUCUCUCUCUCUCUCUCUCUAUUCCAUUCUGUUUCUUUUACUGUUCUUCCCUUUUUUGCUCCCUUUUUUGUUCAUUCUUUUUUCUUGCACAAGUGUCGAUAAGUUACGUUUAUGUCAGUGUUUAUUUUAAACCGUCGCGUUUAUCUGUACCCGACUCCACCACAAUCACAUUAAGUCCCUUAGCCCUCUAUCUGAACAUAACACCCUUCUCUGUUAUAGGCCAAUUCUUACUCCCUCUCUUUUUAUUCUUUCCUUUUUCUUUUUUCCUUCUCUCCUUCCUUUGCCUUUCAAAUUUCUUCUAUCUAUCUAUCUAUCUAUCUAUCUAUCUAUCUAUCUAUCUAUCUAUCUAUCUGUCUGUCUUAUUCUGUUUAUCUCUCUAUCUAUCUAUCUAUCUAUCUAUCUAUCUAUCUAUCUAUCUAUCUAUCUGUCUGUCUGUCUGUCUAUCUAUCUGUCUUAUCCUGUUCAUAUCUAUCUAUCUAUCUAUCUAUCUAUCUAUCUAUCUAUCUAUCUAUGUUGAUAUCUGUGACUGGCUAUCAAAUAUGUAUCUGUUUUUAGUUCGUUCUCAUUCUGUUGAUAUCUAG
This is a messenger RNA of Acanthosepion pharaonis, 792 nucleotides long. The record is from the annotation of a GenBank genome assembly. Lineage: Eukaryota; Metazoa; Mollusca; Cephalopoda; Sepiida; Sepiidae.